Molecule: messenger RNA, 6485 nt
Organism: Pocillopora meandrina
Lineage: Eukaryota; Metazoa; Cnidaria; Anthozoa; Scleractinia; Pocilloporidae
Source: the annotation of a GenBank genome assembly
CACCAAUUACCUCAUUGUUAAGCACGAGUUAGGUGAUAUGAUCUCGCCAGACCCUUGAAAGUGAUUUUCAAUAUUUGCUAUUUAACUCUUAAUUGAAUUUAUUACUUGAGGUAAUUUAUCUGAGUCAAUUUACCAGUUGUAAUACUUUCAAGGCAAGGACAGAAAGUCGUAUCUAGGUGAGUUUCCUCUGAUUUAUCGUUUAUAAUCGCUUCAUCUAGCAAAGUCGAGAGUUAUCAUAUAUUCCUGGUGUUCGCAUUUUUGAUUUGCCGGUCUUUAGACAAUCACGCGGCAGUAGAUCUCGUCCUGCUAUGAAGCUUCCUGUUUUCAAGUAUCUUUCAGUCGUUGCCCUGUUUGAAACUUUUUUUUUUAAGUUUUCGCUUUCAUUACUGAUAUGCGACUUGGAUGAUUUUGCUUGCACCUGUUUAUUUAAUUGAAAUAGUUUCAUUUUUUUUAUUUUAAACAUCAUUUGUCCGGGUUUUGAAUUUGAUAUUGAUUACGUUUAAGCUAAAUAGAGACAGUAAAAAUUCUGCCAUAAUUUUCUUCAUCACUUCUCAAUCAAAGAUCUCUUGUUUCUAUUUUUCAAUGAAAAUGCUUUAUUUCAUACGACAUUAGCUUUAUGUGUUUAAUUAGACACUAAAAGAUCAAUUUCGGUCACGGAGGUAAAUUUUAGUGCUUUGAGACCUUUUAACUCAUCAGUGGUCAUAAAUGUUUUUACUUUUAAAGAAACGAUACACUCGUUUUAGUCAGCCGAUACGAAAAUCUAUGAAAAAUUUUUGCCACUCCAGCUGCUUAUGUUAUCUUUCAAUAGUCAUGACCCGUUUAGGACCACCAGUUGGUUUCUGAUUGACGUUUUCUGUUGCAAAAACUUACAUUUUCGGAAGAAAAUCAAAUCGAUCCAAUUUGAAUUCUUGAUUAUGUCCUUAUGCUAUUUAAAAGCUAAUUAUAUUCUUCAUUUCGUCAAGAAAGCCUGAAUCUUAGGUCCAUUUCAGAUGUUAUGAUUCUCCUAGGGCUUCGUAACUUCUGCCAAACGAACGCAAUUUGAGUUCAAAUUGGGUCUAAAGAGCUGCAAAAUAGAAACAUAAAGAAAGAUGUUUAAAAACAUCUUGCAUAAGCUUUGAAAGCAGGAAAAUCCCCGUCCCCCUACCAAGUUUUAUUUAAGCGAUCAGCCCCUCCAUCAAUUAAAUUAUUAUUAUUAUUAUGAGCCAAGCCAUAGAGAUUUUGUACUUAGUUCAUAUGAAACAAUCGUCCUGCGUACCGUUAGGAUCAGCAACAUCUUAAGCCUUUGUUUUGGAGAUGAGUGAGAAAUAUGAUAUAAGCAUGUUUAAAUGUUUGUCUUUGUUUUCUCCACAGCGUAAGACGUUUUGUUGAUAUUAGAAUACUGAUGAGGGUCACGUAAGAAAUCUACUUCACCAUGAGCUGUACGCGGGUUGUUUUUGUUUCCUUCGUUUAUCUGGCGGUCCUUCUUGGGCCGGUUGAGUCUGGUGGAAAAUUUAUGCUGAAAAAGAACAACGAUGGAACAUAUCUGCUUGUACCAGCGCCUGCCAACGCCAGUACAGAAUCGACUGUAGAUCUUAACAACCUUCCUCCCAUUGCAGUGGCGAGUAGUACCCCUAUGGAGGCCCCUGGAGUAAAUUCUCAGUCGCCUCCUGUACCCGGGCGGCAAAACAGCCCGGCCACACCGGUGCCUGCAGGAGUUAAGGUUGGUCUGUUUCCGUAUCAUGUCCUGUGUUUUGGUCAGAUGGAUGCCCAAUAAAAAUCCAUGUUUCCAGCGGUUUAUUACCGAAAAUACUUGCUUCUAACCUGCUUAGGUAGUUCGUUACUCAUGGCAACUUAUUCUGGCAGUUUCUUUAACAAAUGGACGUGCAGGACAAAAAAGCAUAUAGAGACAAAGUAGUCAUUUUAGACAAAAUCUGACCAACUUCUCCCAUACAAGAUUUAUUUCGGCAAGCAACACUAACAUACUUCAUAUGAGAUUGUAACACUUUUGCUGAUAGUUUCUGUAUUUUGUUAGCCACCAGCACAACCAGCUCCCUCGCCACCUUCCCCUGUUGGAUGUAUCAGUGGCUCUCAGUGUAAAGUGAAGGUCUCACAGGUUGGUAGUGAACAUCUUUAUUGUUGUCCUAGAUCUGUAUUUUAUUUAGCGGCUUUUAAUCAAUACCGAAUGGACGGCGCUUACUGUUACUCCUCCUGUUUUGUAUUCUGUUUUUAGAAUAUGAUGACUCUUGCUCUGAAGGGAAGAGACGGGGCGAGUGGAAAACCUGGUUCGAAGGUUUGCAUUUUUAAGAGCUAUAAAAGGCUGAAUUGCUCAUAGCUUGUUGAUAGUGUGGUCCCAAAAGGGUGCACUUUUUGUCUCUUCCUCUCCCAGACUACUACGAGACCGAAUGAAACCUUCAGUUUUCAACCAUUCGCUGUUUUGAUAAUUAAUAGAUUUAGACAGGCCUUGAAUUUCCCUAAGGUUUACCUCCAUUUAGUUAAAUUUUACUGGCCUUCACUAUUCGAAAUAACCCGGCCAGGGAAUGGAAUGGUUCACUUAGAAUGAAUCCAGGAAAAAUCGUUAAUACAUGAGCGAUGUAUCGCACGCAGAGAUUCACACAGACGGAACAUACCGGCCAAGUUUCUCUGCCCGUAAGGAUUACACUUCUUUAAGUAUGGGUCUCCGCUUUUGCGCCUUCCUCUCACGACGUUCCCUAUGAGUUGCCCAACUACACUUGUGCAUAUUUGAACGUACGCAACAAGUCCAGCUAAACUGAUCGCGUGCUUUAAACCAUAGGGAGCCCAAGGAUCACCCGGACCUCCUGGACCAGCAGGACCUAAGGUGAGUGGAAUAGCUUUUACUUCCAUGUACAUGAAACAGGAAACAGUUUUCCCAAAGCACGAUAAUCGAGGACGCAAACUCAUACCAUGGGAUCGUAUUUUUUUAUUUUGGUGGUCGCACUUUUGGAUGAGAGUAUAAACAAACGACUUCAUAAUUUAGUAAAAUACACGUUCAAGUCCUCUUAGUCAAUGACGAUGUUAAAACUGCAUAUAUACAAUUAAUUAAUGACCAGAUCAGGAUUAGCAAGUAUAUCACAAUACUGAACGUGUUUUUUGUUCACUUUUUAUAUUAUAUUCUUUCUAAAAUCAUUUUAGGGCCCAAAUGGUGAACCAGGUGUCUGUGCACCAUCUCCGGUUAGUUUCUGUGGUGCCAUUUUUGUCUGUUUUAAUUUUUGUUCUCUCUGUUUUCCGUGCUGUUUUUACCAUUUUAGGCGUUAUUUCUAAAAUGCACACUUCUGCUUUAACUAACAAGCUUAUCCGGUACCUUUCCCAUCAGUUUCAGUGUUCUCCUGGCGUGAUAGCCACUCUUCAAAAAAAGAUCAUGGAGCUGGAAAAGAUGUGCAAGGUAUGUUCUUUGCAUACGCUUAGUGAGAUCUAACCUUCGUGAUUGAUACGUUUGCGUCGUGAAGCCAAAUCGAUCGUAAUCACAACGGAAAAUUAGAGUUAAGAAUUUUUGGGUUUACACAUCAGCGAAGGAAUAAUCACUGAAUAGAGGUGGAGCCAAGAUGGGUGCCAAGAUCCGUAUACUGACAUGAUACUACACUUAUUACCAACAGAAGGGCGGCUCAGGCGGACCUGGUCACCCGGACAAACCAAAGUGUGGCUUGGGAAGAUGGUAGGUUUAUGAUGCAAAAGUUCUUCCAUUUAUUAUUAGAAAUUAGGGAAAUGUUUAGCCCAUAAAGGUCUUCUUUACGUACACAUUUACAAGCAUCAAAAGUAUUUCUUAACCAUCGGCAAAUCUAAAGAAAUUUAGCAGUAAUAUUAAGUGACAACUUCACCUCUCGUGCCGCCAGAAACACUGGUGCAUCGACUAAUCUUGUAGAACAGGAGACUCGUCCCAAGCUUGCUGAAAUUAAGUGUCCCUCUUUAGCCUUAGUUUCUAGGGCAAUUCUGAACCCCCUUAGGUUGUUUCCUAGAUCAUUCCUGUCUCUAGAUGUCCGAACAGGAUCUCAAGAAACCCAAACAUCUUAAGUUAAAAAGCAAUUUAGGGACGUCAACCUUUGGAAUUAGGUUUGAUGGAAGAUUAAAAGUCUCUAGGCUAAUUCCUCUCUUGAAAGACAACAGAUCUAUGACUUAGACCAGCUGUGUGGUAUUUUCAGUGCUGAUAAUCCAGCGACCAACUGCCAGGAGAUAUACACAAAGGACCGUGGGGCUGUAAGCGGGGCUUAUUGGAUAAAGGGCAAAUCAAAACCCUUUCAGGUCAGUAAAAAAUUACAUUUGAACUGGUCCAUCUUGACCAUGUGUUAGGAUUGUGCGGCCAGUUUUACAACCAACAGGGAGGAACCUUUGACCACGUUCAUUUCCAUUUCAAUCGAACAGCUGAAGUAUGAUUUUCCUGAAUGUCAUAGCCGCACAAAUAUCAGCCAAUGACAUUUCUGAAUUUCGUUCAGCCCUUGAAGUGUGAAUUACAAAGAAGAGAAUGUCAUUCAGGGGAUGUGCUUCUCUUGCCUAAACAAAGCGAAACGGUCGGUAAAUUAUCGAUCAUCCACUUUUCUGAAUACUGUAAGUUGUAUCUAAAUUUCAGACCCACUGUGAGAUUGAACCAAUGGCGGUUCGUGGUUGGACUCUCGUUGCUCGGGUUCCGGGAAGUUCUAACGAGUUUUCUCCAGUCAGCAAUACCUGGGCAACCGACAGCGUCAUCAACGACGAAACUGCACCGGAUACCAACACUCAAAAAGUUAUGAAAAACGUGGGUUGGGCUGAUUUACGCAGUAAUAUUCUUCGAGUCUGCUUCGAUGGUCCGAAUACACAUUGUGCAACAUUCACGCACGAUCGUAACAUGUCUCUUGCGGAACUGUUUAAUAAUCAGUUUGGUGUGACUGUAGGUGAGAGAUACACAAUGGAUAAUUUAUCGCGCGUGUUUGGAAAGAGUUGCGAUCUGAGGCGCAUGGCAAAACAGUGGUGUGGCUUGAAUACUGCCAGUGUAUGCCACCCACAAGACAUCAACCCAAAUCUGAAUCCAACCAAUCAUAUUGCAAGGAUUGGCUGCCUAGGUGACCUGUUGAAGACUUGUGGACCGAACGAUUAUGCGCUUGGUAUCGGUGUAACAAGCUGUUAUGAUGGCUACGGAUGCUCUAAAGUUGGGCCGAUGACACCAAAUUUGCAUUACGCAUGCGUGCCGAGCUAUGGCGCGUUUAAUCAAACGUCAUUUCUCUAUGUCCUCUAGACUGAGGAGUUUUGUAUUCUGUUUGUUACAAAUGACAUCUCAUCGUUAGCGGACGCUUCAGGUUUGCCCAGUUAUUGCUGACGGGAUGGAAAUCAUCGCUAAAAAUAUCGUCUUUGGCAAAGCCGAAGGUAAAGAUUUUAUCUAAAAAAAUGACUACAAAUUCGCAGGAAAAUUACCCAAGUUAAACAGGGGGUAUACGGCGAAAGCGUCGAAAGUGAGUAGACCUGCUCACUUACAUUUAGGAUUUGUGAUCGGAUGAAUAAUGAACACUGUUCAUUUACUUGCAGACUCAUUGUGAAAUGAUUCGUGUGGAGCCAAAAGGAGACAUUCUCAAUCCAGAUAAACCGGCCACAGCGCUGGGAGGCUGGACCUUGGUAGCUCGGAUUAACGGUGGCAAAGACGAAUUUUCUCCCGUCAGUGAUAACUGGGCAAAUACAAAAACGUUCAAUGCUGAAAGUUCACCCGACACGACUCAAAAGACAUCGAUGAAAAACGAAGGCUGGUCAACAGUGACCUGUAACAAGAUACUGGUAUGCUUAUCAGGUCCCACAACAAGCUGCGCACCGUUCACUCACAACAAAAACAUGUCUCUGACACAUCUGUUCAAAACACAGUUUGGCGUUGUUCCAUCGGAGCAGUAUACCUUCGCCACUCUUUUAAAAGCUUUUGGUAAAAGUUGCGACUUGUCCGUUCUUAGGCAAGGCUGGUGUGGGUUAAAUUUAGCCAAUACCUGUAAUCCUCAGAAGGACAACCCUAACAUCACUCCUGUUAAGACAACCCAUAUUGCCAGGAUAGGUUGCAUUGGCGACCAACAGGCUACAUGCUUUCCUGAUGAUUUUGCUUUCGGUGUCGGAGUCAGCUCGUGCAAGGAUGGCUAUGGUUGCUCAGCGGUCGGAAAAUCAAAAAAUCUUCAUUAUCGUUGUAAUUACGUUCAUGGAACAUUGAUGGAGACCGCUUAUCUUUAUGUUCAAUAAUUGUUCUUCGCGCAAAUUUCGCGUGAGUUUCUAAUACGUGCGUGACUUGCUGAUAGUUGCGUUACAAAGGGAUAUUGAGGAUGGCGUGCUAGAAGUAGAAUUCUGAGCUUUAGCAAAUUCGCUUUUUUACCGCAACUCGAGGAAAUCUCAAUGGACACAACAGUUUUUGUAAAGAUAAAGUAGUUACAUAGCAAGUAAACGUUCUCAUAGAAUGUAUAUAUAUAUCGCAUAAUAAGCAGUGUUGAAUUCUCGUAGUUUCCAGUUUUAUAAAGACUUGUACUUUUUCACGUCAACGUCGUAUUGUCCGCAUG